AUGGCGUCCGUCGCCGCGGAGAAGACGGAGCUGAAGGAGGAAGGGAUGAUUGAUGCUGCCACCGAGCUGGCUCAAGAUCCCCAAUCCAGGGUCAAUCCGGACACGAUCGAGGAGGCCCUGGUGCAGGAGACUCGAGCGGCCGGCGCGCCUGCAUACCAAUUCGACCCCAAUGCCUCGCCCGAAGAUAAGGCCGCGGCAGCUGAAGCGCGAUUGCCGCCCGGUUUCCAUCGCGACAAGAAGCCCGAGGGCAUGGCAGUGAUUACGGACCAAGACCCCGGAAAAGCAGAUUAUGACCUUCCUCCCCCACGCUCGGCCACCGCGAUCAUGGCCGAGGACGCCAAUGCGGCGGCCGAGGGAGGAAAGGCGAUGGACGAGGAUAUGCGCUGGGCCCGCGACCGCACCGGUUGGGCGCCCAAAUUUCACAUCGAGCCGACGGAGGAGGAACAGGCGGAGGGUACGCUGCUCGACCACACGACCUUUCUGGAGGGCCGGCUGCCGGACAAGUUCUUUGGCGAUUGGUACCACAAUGCCGCGGUCAUUGUGUUUGCGUGUCUGACAUCGUGGCUCAUCGCCGCCUUGGGCGGUGGCGUGGGCUGGGUGCUCCUGGUGAUGGCCGGGUGCAGCACAUACUACCGCACGUCCAUACGCCGAGUGCGCCGGAACUUCCGGGACGAUGUUAAUCGUGAAAUGUCCAAACAACGCCUGGAGACGGACACGGAGAGUCUCGAGUGGAUUAACAGUUUCCUAGUCAAGUUCUGGCCCAUCUAUGCUCCCGUUCUGUGCGACACCAUUAUCAACUCGGUCGAUCAGGUCCUCAGCACCUCGACCCCUGCUUUCCUGGACAGCCUGCGUCUCAAGACGUUCGUCCUCGGUACCAAGCCGCCCCGCCUGGAGCAUGUCAAGACGUACCCCAAGACCGAUCCUGAUACCGUUAUUAUGGACUGGAAGUUCAGCUUCACGCCCAAUGAUACCAUGGAUUUGACUGCACGCCAGCUCAAGGACAAGAUCAACCCUAAGAUUGUUCUGGAAGUUCGGCUCGGUAAGGGUGUCGUGAGUAAGGGCCUGGACGUGAUUGUCGAGGACAUGGCCUGCUCGGGCCUGAUGCGCGUCAAGGUCAAGCUUCAGCUGCCGUUCCCGCACAUCGAGCGCGUGGACGUCUGCUUCCUGAGCCCGCCUGAGAUUGAUUACGUCUGCAAGCCUCUUGGUGGUGACACUCUUGGCUUCGAUAUCAACUUCAUCCCGGGUUUGGAGAACUUCAUCAAGGAGCAGAUCCACAACAAUCUGCAGCCCAUGAUGUACGACCCCAAUGUCUUCCCCAUCGAGAUUGCCAAGAUGCUUGCUGGAAACCCGGUCGACCAAGCCAUUGGUGUGGUCGCGGUGACUCUGCACGGCGCUCACCAGCUCAAGAACGCGGACAAAUUCUCUGGCACUCCCGAUCCCUAUGCCGUCGUCUCGCUGAACAACCGCACCGAGCUGGGCCGCACCAAGACCGUGCACGACACUGACAGCCCCCGCUGGAACGAGACUAUUUAUGUUAUCAUUACCUCUUUCGCGGAUGCCUUGACCGUCGUCCCUUACGACUGGAACGAAUACCGCAAGGACAAGGAAUUGGGAACAGCCUCGUUUCCGCUCAGUAAGCUCGAAGAGGAGCCCUCGCACGAGGGUAUCUACCUGGAAGUUCUGUCUAGCGGCCGCCAUCGCGGUGCCAUACACGCCGAUAUCCGCUUCUUCCCCGUCCUCGAGGGUAGCAAGCUGGACUCGGGCGAAACAGAGCCCCCACCAGAAAUGAACACCGGUAUUGCGCAGUUCACUGUCGAGCAGGCCAAGGAUCUAGACGGCAGCAAGAGCUUCGUUGGCAAGUUGAACCCGUACGGCGUGCUGCUGCUGAACGGCAAGGAAAUCCACGUCACCAACAAGUUGAAGCGCACCAACAACCCCAUCUUCCAAAACGCCUCGAAGGAAUUCCUCGUUACCGACCGCAAGAAUGCCCGCCUGGGUUUGAUUAUCAAAGACGACCGUGAUCUCAUGGCCGAUCCCAUCAUCGGCCGCUACCAAAUCAAGAUGAACGACAUGAUGAAGAUGAUGGAGCAAGGCAAGGACUGGUUCCACCUCCACGGAGUCAAGGCCGGCCGCGCCAAGCUAAAGCUGCAAUGGAAACCUGUCGCCCUAACUGGCGUCGCCGGUAGCGCUGGCUACGUCGACCCGAUCGGCGUAAUGCGCUUCCACUUCAAGGGCGCGACUGACCUGCGCAACCUUGAGUCCAUGGGCAAGUCGGAUCCUUACGCACGUGUUCUGCUCUCCGGCAUCACACGUGGCCGCACGGUGACCUUCCGUAACAACCUUAACCCCGAGUGGGACGAGGUCGUGUACGUGCCGGUCCGCAGCGCCCGCGAGAAGGUGACAAUCGAGGUCAUGGACGAGGAGACCAUCAACAAGGAUCGCUCGCUCGGCUACGUCGAUCUCAAGGCGUCUGACUUUGUCCGCGAGUCGGAGGCCGGCGAAUUCGAGAUCGAUGACGAGAAACAGCUUACUACAUCUCCGUUGCAUUACGGCAAAGGCCCCUUCAAGGGCAACAUCACAUACACCGUUGCUUUCUACCCGACUAUUCCGGUCCUUAAUCCUGAAGACGAGGCGGAGAAGGAAGAGGAGGAUAGUGAGCUGACUGGUACUGAUGUACCGGGUACGCCUCGCAUCAGCACAGACUCGAAAGUCAAACUUGGGCACGCCAAGUCGGCCAGUGUCGACUCUACGACUUUGAAGGCGCUGUCCAAUGGCACUGCGCCUAAUGGUACGACUAAUGGCGAGCCGACUACUAACGGUCGCGCGAGUCUGGACACUAAUACCGCGCGCCCGUUGACGUCUGACUCUGACGCUACGUCGGUGAGGUCGAUCAAGACUAUUCCCCGAAUGGAGCUCGGCGUGGAGGAUCUCACGAAAUACGAGUCCGGUUUCGUCGUUUUCAAGUUCCAUGAGGGCCAGCUGGCUCACAGCAACGUGCAGCUGGAGGUCCUGAUGGACGACUACAUGUUCCCGGCUUAUGUCUCACCUAAGAUUCACGGGAAGACUAUGAAGACAUCAGACAUCGGCGAGGCUUUCGUGCGCGAGCUGGAGUUCUCCAAGAUGACGCUCCGCCUGGUCAACAAGGAUGAUUCCAAGGAAUCAAGCGAGGAGCACACCGUUGCUAAACUUACUGGUGAUACCCUCCCAACUUUGCAGCGCAUCCUGUACAAGCCCACCGAGCUGGUCCUCCGUUCCAAUACUGGCGAGAUCAGCAAGAUCACUGUCAGCGCCCGCUACAUCCCCGUCCGGAUGACGCUCGAUCCCAAGGAGAGCAUCAACAACAUGGGUUCCCUGCUCGUGAAAGUCAACAGCGCCGUGAACCUGCCCAUCGCUGACAGAAACGGCAAGAGCGACCCAUACUGCAAGUUCUUCAUCGACGAUGACAUCAAACAUCCGAUCUACAAAACCGAAGUUGUUAAGAAGAAUCUGAACCCGACUUGGGGCGAGUCCUUUGAGACCCCUGUCAAGACCCGCAUCGACGGUAACUUCCGCGUCGAGGUUUGGGACUUCGAUCGUGGCACUGGCGAUGAUCGACUCGGCGAGGGACUUAUCGACCUUGAGUCCCUCGUGCCCUUCGAGCCGAAGGAUGUCUCCGUCACUCUGAUCAACCCGUCCAAGGACGUCACUCUGCCUUCGAACGGCAAGCCAAGUACUGUCCAGCUGACCCUCCUCUUCAAGCCCACCUAUGUGAUGCGCUCACGCCAAGGCUCGUCUACCUUCGGCGGCACGUUGGGCACCACCAUCGUCGGCGUUGGCGGCGCCCCCCAUCAAGGCAUCAAGUCCCGCUUCCACAGGGACAAGGACCAGAAUGGCGACGACGCCGCCUCCCUCGCCGAGCACGCACUGGAGGAACCCCCGCCGACGUCCGCAACGCCGCCAGCCUCACCCCAGCCGCAGCCCUCGCCGACGCACGGCCUCCAUCUACGGCGACCGCCUCUCGAUCUUCGGCGGCGGCGGCGGCGCCCCCGCGAAGAUACCGGCACCGCACAUAUCACCCUCGUCUCAGCCUCCGGCUUCCCCGCCUCCGCCAACCUGCGCGUUAUCAUCCGCGUCCAGGGCCGCAAGGGCGCGAAGGAAGUCCACAAGACAAAGGCACAGAAGACCGGCGACGGCCCCGUCCAGUACGACGACACCUUCACUGUGCCCAAGGUCCCCGCCGCCGCCCAGUAUCAGGUCCGCGUCGUCGACCAUGCCACCUUUGGCUCGGACAAUCUGCUCGGCGAGGGCUUUUUCUUGGUUGCGGACCAGGGCUCCGAGGCUGGAGUGGAUAAGACUGUUGCCGUUGGCAAGGGCUCCGUGGUUAUCAGGUCUCAUUUUGAUGGAUCCGAUGCGGCGAGCUUGAGGCCAACGACCUCGCAUUCUACUGCUGGCUUUGAGGUUGACGGGGCUGAGAGCCCGGAUUCAAGGAAGUUGCCGCGGCGGAGCUUCUUGAGUAAGAGGAGUGUUAGUGGCGCGUGA
This is a messenger RNA of Penicillium canariense, 4518 nucleotides long. RefSeq lists its product as uncharacterized. Bases 1 to 4518 code for a protein of 1505 amino acids. Lineage: Eukaryota; Fungi; Ascomycota; Eurotiomycetes; Eurotiales; Aspergillaceae. The transcript has 7 exons. The record is from RefSeq and is a predicted model, not a curated record. Gene Ontology annotation, molecular function: lipid binding.